CUCGGCUGUGUCUUUGAUUCUUCUCAGAAAUAUACAUGUAGAAGACAACACUCCAUACUUAGCUCUUCUCUUCUCUUUCUCUUCUCUUCUCCUCUUCUACCCAAACCCUAAACUCUCUUCUUCCUAACUCUGUUUCUCUCAAGGUGCAUGUGCCUAUUAUUGGGUUGAACCAAACACUAACAUGGCACAUUUGUUGUCAACUUCAAGCUCUUUGAAGAUCUCACCUGGCCACAAACCAUACUGUCAACUGCUGAACCCAGUCCAAAUAUCAUUUCCUACUUCUCUCACGUUUCAAACUUCCAAAUCUGCCUUCAAAAGGCUUGUUUUUCAAGGAGACAGCAGAGGAAAAUGUUUUAAGGUUCAAGCAACUGCUGUACCUGUAAGUCAAGAAGUCUCAGCAAAAUCCAAUUCUGGGCCUCAUCAGUCCUCAAAUGAGUCUUCAAAGCCUCAACGGGUCAUGGUCGUUGGAGGAGAUGGCUACUGUGGUUGGGCAACUGCUCUCCACCUGUCUAAAAAGGGUUAUGAGGUUGCCAUUGUUGAUAACCUUGUCCGCCGUCUCUUUGACCACCAGCUUGGACUUGAUUCCUUGACACCCAUUUCCUCCAUCCACAACCGCAUCCGUUGUUGGAAGGAUAUCACUGGAAAGACUAUCGAACUUUAUAUUGGUGAUAUUUGUGACUUUGAGUUCUUAUCAGAUACCUUCAAGUCAUUUGAACCUGAUGCUGUUGUACAUUUUGGGGAACAGCGUUCUGCUCCUUAUUCCAUGAUUGAUCGAUCAAGAGCUGUGUUCACUCAGCAGAAUAAUGUGAUUGGGACACUGAACGUUCUCUUUGCAAUAAAGGAAUACAGAGAGCAAUGCCAUCUUGUGAAGCUGGGAACAAUGGGAGAGUAUGGAACUCCAAACAUAGAUAUUGAAGAGGGUUAUAUAACGAUUACUCAUAAUGGAAGGACAGAUACCUUGCCUUAUCCUAAGCAAGCAAGCUCUUUCUAUCAUCUUAGUAAGGUUCACGAUUCACAUAAUAUAGCCUUCACUUGCAAGGCUUGGGGAAUCAGAGCCACCGACCUCAAUCAGGGAGUGGUUUAUGGGGUGAGGACUGAUGAAACUUCAAUGCAUGCAGAGCUCUGCAACAGAUUUGAUUAUGAUGGAGUAUUUGGAACAGCAUUGAAUCGGUUUUGUGUUCAGGCUGCCGUAGGUCAUCCACUUACUGUUUAUGGGAAAGGAGGCCAGACAAGGGGUUACCUUGACAUAAGAGACACAGUUCAGUGUGUUGAGCUUGCCAUUGCAAAUCCAGCACAGCCUGGUGAAUUCCGGGUCUUCAAUCAAUUCACUGAGCAAUUUUCUGUAAAUCAACUUGCGGCCCUUGUUACAAAAGCAGGAGGGAAGCUUGGUCUUGAUGUUCAAACAAUAUCUGUGCCCAACCCAAGAGUGGAGGCAGAAGAACACUAUUACAAUGCUAAGCAUACAAAACUCAUUGAGUUGGGACUCAAGCCACAUCUUCUCUCAGACUCUCUUCUGGACUCAUUACUCAACGUUGCCAUCAAGUUCAAGGAUCGUGUUGAUGAGAAACAAAUCAUGCCCAGUGUUUCUUGGAGAAAAAUAGGAGUGAAGCCGAAGACUGUGAAAGCCUAAUUAAGUGUUCCACAGAGGAGAUGCCUGAAAGUUUCUCACUCAAGUUGUUCUGUGUCAUGUGUCUGUGACUUCUUUGGCAGAUGCUCUUAUAUCGGUUUUGGACCUAGUGUGGUCUCUGAUUUGCCCUUUGUAGACUAAAAUUGAGUAAUCAGAUGUCCAGUAGAGGAGUAUUACUAGCGUUCUUGUGUACAGCACUGCAGGGUUCUUGGUGCGGGAAUUAGACAAUAGAGCAAAUAUGGUAUGUGUGCUUUAACUGCUUUUAUAUUAAUUGGGUGAGAAAUAAACUUCCAUUAUUACAGAUGCUAGAUUCUUGUUUGUUCCCUAUGAAAUUUUCCUGUGAAAAAAUUGAAGACCUGAUCACAUAUCAAUGAAGCAGAAUAAUAAUG
Messenger RNA from Rubroshorea leprosula, 2016 nucleotides. NCBI's taxonomy places the organism in Eukaryota, Viridiplantae, Streptophyta, Magnoliopsida, Malvales, Dipterocarpaceae. The record is from the annotation of a GenBank genome assembly.